UGGCCUUUUGUCGUAGUUUCAAUUGUCUCAGUCCGAUUGUCGUAUUUUUCAUUAAAGGAAAAGGAACACUAAAGUCGAGAUUCUCUUUGUUAAGUUUUGUGUUAAAUUUUGUGUUGUUAAUUUAUUUUUCAGUUAAAUUCUUGAUAUACGAUGGCACUUGUUUUUGAAAGCGAAGAUAUUGCAUAUGAGGAAGAUAUAAUUCGAAAUCCUGGAUUGCUUCGUCCAUGGGAACGAUAUAUUGACCAUAAAAUUAAAACAAAAGCUGAUCCAAAACAAGUUCGAAUUAUUUUUGAAAGAGCUCUGAAAAUAUUUAAUAGAAGCUAUAAACUUUGGUAUAAUUAUUUGAAGUAUAGAAGAAGAACAAUUGCACAUAAACCACCAACAGAUAUUGCUUAUUUACAUCUUUCUGAUGCUUAUGAAAGAUGUUUAGUAUUUCUUAAUAAGAUGCCUAGAAUUUGGUAUGAUUAUUGCAAUUUAAUGGUUCGACGUGGGUUAAUAGCUGAUACACGAAAAGUAUUUGAUCGAGCUCUUAGAGCUUUACCAAUUACUCAACAUAUGAGAAUUUGGCCACUUUAUAUAGAAUUUGUUGUUAAACAUAAUAUUCCUGAAACAGCUAUUAGAGUUUAUAGAAGACAUUUAAAAGUUUAUCCAUUUGCUAGAGAAGAUUAUAUUGAAUAUUUGAAACAAAUUGAUAAAUUAGAUGAAGCUGCACAACAAAUUGCAAUUUUAGUUAAUGAAGAUAGACCUGUCAGUGAAAAAGGCAAAACUGGACAUCAACUUUGGACGGAACUUUGCGAUUUAAUUUCUAAAAAUCCAAAUAAAGUUUAUUCCCUUCAAGUAGAGCCAAUUAUUCGUCAAGGAAUUUCUCGCUAUACUGAUCAAGUUGGAAUGCUCUGGUUACACCUUGCUGAAUAUUAUAUUAGAGCAUCGAAUUUUGAAAAAGCCCGUGACAUUUUUGAGGAAGCAAUUAGUGUGGUUAAGACAGUCAGAGAUUUUACACAAAUUUUUGAUGCAUAUAGUAAAUUUAUGGAAAGAAUUACUUCCCUAAAAAUGAAAGAACUUGAACAAUGUAAUUCUACACAUACAGCAAAAAUUGAAUUAGAAUUGGAAUUAUUAAUGACCCGUUUUGAACAUUUAAUGAAUAGGAGGCCUCUUUUGUUAAAUAGUGUUCUUCUUCGCCAAAAUCCUCAUAAUGUCCAUGAAUGGUUAAACAGAGUUCAAAUAUAUGAAGGAGAUCUUGAAAGUCAAACUUCUACAUUUGAAGAGGCGGUCAAAGCAAUUGAUCCAAAACAUCAAAUUGGUAAAUUAAGCCAACUUUGGAUUUCUUAUGCAAAAUUAUUUGAGAAAUAUAAAAAGUACACCGAGGCAAGACAAAUUUACGAAAGAGCGGUAAAAAUAAAUUUUGCUCGUGUUGAUGAGCUUGCUCAGAUUUGGUGUGAUUAUGUUGAAUUUGAGCUUUUACAUAGCGAUUAUUCUGCGGCUGUUUCUAUUUUAAAAAGAGCUACUUCUGUUCCUGCUCGACGUGGUCAAUAUUUUGACGAAACAGAUAAUAUACAAACGCGUGUUAGUCGGUCUCUUAAACUUUGGUCUUUAUAUGCGGAUAUUGAAGAAUCAAUUGGAACUUUGCAAAGUUGUGCGGAAAUUUAUGAUAAAAUGAUGGAACUUCGAAUAGCUACACCUCAAAUUAUCAUAAAUUAUGCUUUGUUUCUUGAACAAAACAAUUAUUUUGAAGAAUCCUUUAGAGCCUUUGAAAAAGGAAUUGGUUUAUUUCAUUGGCCUUUAGUUUUUGAUAUUUGGAAUGUUUAUUUAACUAAAUUUAUUAAUCGAUAUGGAGGGAAGAAAUUGGAGCGUGCAAGAGAUUUAUUUGAACAAUGUUUAGAAAAAUGCCCCCCAAAAUAUGCGAGAGAUAUUUACUUACUUUAUGCACAAUAUGAAGAGGAACAUGGAUUGGCAAGACGAGCAAUGGAAAUUUAUAAUAAAGCUACGGAUGCUGUUGAUAAAGACGAAAAACAUUUGAUUUACAAUGUCUACAUCAAAAAAGCGAUGGAAUUUUAUGGAAUUACAAAAACCCGACCAAUAUUUGAAUCAGCAAUUGAAAGGCUUCCUGAAAAUCGUUCAAGAGAGAUGAGUUUAAGAUAUGCACAAGUUGAAAGGAAUUUGGGUGAAAUUGAUCGUGCAAGAGCUAUUUAUGCACAUUGUGCUGAAAUAUGUGAUCCUAGAGUUCAUUCAGAUUUUUGGGAAACUUGGAAAGAGUUUGAAGUUAAACAUGGAAAUGAAGAUACAAUUAGGGAAAUGUUACGAAUGAAACGUUCAGUUCAAGCAACAUUCAAUACAAGUGUUAAUUAUAUGAGUGCUCAAAUGCUUGCUUCUCUUGGUGGUAAAGCUGAAAUGGCUGGAGAAUUAAGUGCUGCUGAUUCAAUGGCACAGUUAGAGGCAAGAGCUUCUCAAAUUGCUCAAGAGGAGGCUGCAAUUUCUGCAAGAAAAUUAGCUCCUUCUGAAGAUGGAAGAAUAUCUUUUGUUCGUGGAGAGAUUAAAACAAAUAAAGAAAAGACUGCCGAAAAUCCGGAAGAAAUUGACAUUGGAGAUAUUGAAGAAGGAAUGGAAACUGAAUCAAAUAACAAUGAUUCUGUCUUACUCGAAUUAUUGUUAACAAUAGCUAGGCCUUCACUAACUACUACAGAUUUUGUUCGCCCUUAUCGAUCAGAAACUGCUAGGUGUGAAAAUGGGUUUGAAAGUUCAGAAAAGGCGCAAGAUUUGGCUCGUAUUUUAAUGGAUAACUAUUCUAGGAGUGCUUUACCUGAGCCAGCUCCUGUUAAUGUGCAUGUUGAGAUAACAAUACAAGAUAUAUCUGAUAUUUCAGCAAUAAGUGGGACUUUUGUUAUAGAUUUUUGGAUUUCUGCAAUUUGGAUACUCGACUUAAAUUUUCACAUAUUGACCCUUGCCGUCGAAAUUUAUCAUUAGAUC
This is a messenger RNA of Meloidogyne enterolobii, 2964 nucleotides long. The record is from the annotation of a GenBank genome assembly. NCBI's taxonomy places the organism in Eukaryota, Metazoa, Nematoda, Chromadorea, Rhabditida, Meloidogynidae.